Messenger RNA from Lachancea nothofagi CBS 11611, 2742 nucleotides. NCBI's taxonomy places the organism in Eukaryota, Fungi, Ascomycota, Saccharomycetes, Saccharomycetales, Saccharomycetaceae. The record is from the annotation of a GenBank genome assembly.
AUGCUAUCAUUGUCCAAUCCUGCAAUUCCCACGCGAUAUGACAUCACUCUAUCAAUAGAUCCACGAAAGGCGAACUUCAGAGGUGUUUCGCUGAUCGAUUUGACGGUCAAUAAGAAUUUGGCGCACUGUGAUGAAUUCUCAGAGUUUUCAGAGCUUUCGCUGCAUGGCAGGGACUUGAUUGUGCUUUCGGCAACUAUGGGUGAUCAGAAACUGGACGUCAGCUAUGAUAGGUCCUUUGAUCUAAUCAACCUCAAGGCAAAAUCACCAAUUAAAAUGCUGGGCACACAUAUGGAAAUGGACCGCUUGAUCUUAGAAUUUGUGGGUAAGAUGCAUUCCAUCAAAACCUUCCAGGAUGUCACCAGGGGCCUUUUCAAAACCAACUUCAUGGACUCCGAAACAGGAAGCAGUGAUAAUUUCAUUGUGGCUACACAUGCGCAGCCCGGUUUUGCCAAGAUGAUCUUUCCCUGCGUCGACGAGAUCAAUCAUAAAGCCCACUUCCAACUUACCAUUGUGACUUUGGAGAGGUUCCACGUCAUUUCUAAUACAGCGGUAACUACUUUGGUCGAGCUUGAAGCAGCAACGCCAGAAACCACUGACCUGCAAAAGCAGGUUUCUUUUGAACCAACUCCACUUAUGACACCUUCACUCUUCGGCUUUGUGCUUGGGGAUAUGAAGUCAAUUGAAAGUCGAGUUUCACUGCCUCAAGGCGAAAUCGCCGUGCGUUUCUUUGCAGCUCAACAAGUUGAGCUAGCGGCAUUUGGUCUUGAUACUGUUCGAGAGUUCCUCCCAGUCCUUCAAGAGGUGUUUAAACAAGAAUACCCAUUAUCAAAACUUGAUUUUGCGCUUUUACCUUUCUUAAGUGAUAUGGCAAUGGAAAAUUUCGGAUUAGUCACUGUUCAACAAGGCCAUCUCUUGUUGGAACCCUCUAUUUUGGCGGACGAUGCGAUCCGAGAUCAAGUUCAGCAACUUGUGAUUCAUGAGCUUGUUCAUCAGUGGAUGGGUAACUACAUCUCAUUUGACUCAUGGGAGCACCUUUGGUUUAACGAGGCGUUCGCCACUUGGUGUGCAUGUGAGGUCCUGAGUAUUACAACCGGAAAAGAUCACUGGGCUUCCAACAUUUACUUGCAACAAAUGAACACCUGUUUAAAGCAAGACGCGCUUCCUGAAUGUCAAAGUGUGGUCCAAUCUGCCAAAAAAGGAGAUAUUUUCCAAACCUCUGACGCCGUUGACCCACACAGUUACACUAAAGGCAUAUCGCUAAUUAGAUCCUUGCAAUGCUCUAUAGGAAAAGAGAAAUUUAAAGCAACGCUACAGAAACUUAUAUGUGAUAAAAGUUUCCACGAGCGAGCUAUCAAACCCUCUGAAAUUUGGAACUUCUUCGGACAGCAACUAGGGUCUGCUAAUAUUGCCAAUUUCAUGUACUCAUGGACACAAACACCUAGUUUUCCGGUUUUACAUGUAAUAAGUGAAAACGGCUCAAAUAUUUUAAAACAGCAUCGUUUCGGCAUCGAGGCUAACCACGAUUAUGAAGACAUUCCGUAUCACAUCCCGCUCUUUACCCGUUUGCCUGAUGGUUCUAUGGAUGAAAAGCAUGUUCUCAUGACUGAUCGGUCAUUGAAACUGACGUAUCCCGUCGUUCUUUUCAAUGCGGAUGUGCAAGGAUACUAUAGAGUUUCUUAUGAAAGCGCAGAAUGCUAUGAAAAACUUUGCGAAGCAGCUAUUGGAGGUGUCUUGUCGAAACUAGAUCUCUACGGAAUCUUUCGCGACCUAGAGGUCUUUGUUGGUAAUCAAACAAGUCAGAAGCAAGAGCAUUUGAAUGGCCUGCUCCUACUUCUCAGAAGCAUUUCGUCUCGUGUGAAUUUAAGAGAGCACCCGGAGUAUUUCCACGGUUUGAGCUUGGGUCUAACCAUACUUCAGCAAGUUGAACUUAGCGUGUUGAGAUUCGGUAGCGUACAAAGAGACUUUGGGUUUUUGAGUACUAUAAUCCUUCCUUUGUUUAAGCAGAUCGAGUGGCCAGAUGAGUAUCAGGGCUGCCACUAUGAUGAAUAUCAGUUGCUCACAAUGUCUCAAGUUUUGUCUGCUGGUAAAACCCUUCCUGAAGUACAGUCCCUCUGCAAAGCUUACUACAAAAAAAUUCUGCAGGGCCCCAAUGGAUCUGUACCCUAUAGUAUUGCCGGCAGCGUCUUCACCGUUGUCUCCUACCAAAUUUCCAGCCUAAAAGAAUGGAAGAAGCAGUUUGAAUUAAUUAAAUCGAGCCAGGGAAUAGCUUCACAUGUUUCUGGCUGUUCUGCACUCGACAUCCAAGACUCAGCACUAGAGGCCUUAGGAUUUUGCAGACCUUUGGAACUAGCACAAAAAGUUCUCAAUUUCGUAUCAACCAAUUUCGAAUCCACGGGCAGUGAGAAGGCUCUAUUUGGUCUAUCUUAUAAUGCAAAAGAAUCAUGUGGAAGUAAGCAAAUCCGGGAUGUUGUGUGGGACUGGUUCAAUCUUCAUUACGAUCAAUGGGCCAAAAAAGCGAUUAAAGCAAAUACUGAGGAAAACCAACAAAUAGCAAACACUUUGAUAGCGGUUUCGAUAAUUGUCUUCGAGAUGUGGCAGGAUAUGCCUGAAAAAAUUGACACAUUUGCCAUCACGAAGCAAUCUAAGUUCAAAAAUGACUUGCGCGUAAAUGAUAUUUGGGCAUCACUCAAAAGUAGCCAAGCGUCAAAGAUGAAGAUUUACCAAGGGCUUUUAGGUUUCUAA